Molecule: messenger RNA, 2244 nt
Organism: Octodon degus (degu)
Lineage: Eukaryota; Metazoa; Chordata; Mammalia; Rodentia; Octodontidae
Gene: Iglon5
Product: IgLON family member 5
Exons: 8
Cellular component (GO): neuron projection
Source: RefSeq, a predicted model, not a curated record
CGGCUCCUCGCCGCCGCCGCCCUGGCCGGCCUGGCCGUCAUCAGCCGAGGGCUGCUAUCGCAGAGCUUGGAGUUCAACUCUCCUGCCGACAACUACACCGUGUGUGAAGGUGACAAUGCCACCCUCAGCUGCUUUAUCGAUGAACAUGUGACCCGCGUGGCCUGGCUGAACCGCUCUAACAUCCUGUACGCCGGCAACGACCGCUGGACCAGCGACCCUCGUGUGCGGCUGCUCAUCAACACGCCCGAGGAGUUCUCCAUCCUCAUCACCCAGGUGGGGCUGGGAGACGAGGGCCUCUACACCUGCUCCUUCCAGACCCGCCACCAGCCGUACACCACUCAGGUCUACCUCAUCGUCCACGUCCCCGCCCGCAUCGUGAACAUCUCCUCACCUGUGACAGUGAAUGAGGGGGGCAAUGUGAACCUGCUCUGUCUGGCUGUGGGGCGGCCAGAGCCAACAGUCACCUGGAGGCAACUCCGAGACGGCUUCACAUCGGAGGGCGAGAUCCUUGAGAUUUCGGACAUCCAGCGCGGCCAGGCGGGGGAGUAUGAGUGCGUGACCCACAACGGGGUGAAUUCGGCGCCAGACAGCCGCCGAGUGCUGGUCACAGUCAACUAUCCGCCGACCAUCACGGACGUGACCAGCGCGCGUACUGCCCUGGGCCGGGCCGCGCUCCUGCGCUGCGAAGCCAUGGCCGUGCCGCCCGCAGACUUCCAGUGGUACAAGGACGACAGACUGCUGAGCAGCGGCGCGGCCGAGGGCCUGAAGGUGCAGACGGAGCGCACCCGCUCCAUGCUCCUCUUCGCCAAUGUGAGCGCCCGGCAUUACGGCAACUACACCUGUCGUGCAGCCAACCGGCUUGGAGCGUCCAGCGCCUCCAUGCGGCUCCUGCGCCCCGGAUCUCUGGAGAACUCAGCCCCGAGGCCCCCGGGGCCCCUGGCCCUGCUCUCCGCCCUGGGCUGGUUGUGGUGGAGAAUGUAGGCGCGGCCAGUGCAGGGCGCCUCCCCCCAGGGGGCCUCAGGCCAGAGCGAGAGGAAAAGGGGGAGCAAGCGCUGUAGGUUUCGAGGGGUCAGAAGAGCUCUCAGUCACUCGAGGAAGAGAAGCAGGAGGAGGAAAGAUCUUUAGAGAACCCAUCACUGUGAGGGAUAACGCAAAAUUAUGCAUCUUUCUACAGCCAUUCUCGCCACCCGUUCACCUUUCCGAUUGUGACCCAGCCCCGGCCGCCCCACACCCCUCUCUCAGCUCAGGCUGUCCUCCACUGGCUUGUGUGUGGGUGUGUGUGAGAGUGUGCGCCUGCACGUGUGUGUACGUUUGUGUCAGCGUGGACUGGGGAGGGGAGUGCGCCCCCCAAGCCCCCUGCCCGACCCUGCCGGCACCCCCGAGGUGUGGGUGCUUCAGGCUCCCGGCGUCCCGCGCAUGCUCGCACCGGCACCGACACCCCAGUCCAGCCCUGUCCAAUCGCACCUCCGCGGCAGGUUGAGAGUGGGGUGGGCUUUCACUGACCCAUCAUCCAGCCUUUGUGACUCGGUGGGGACCUCUAUCGUGGCUCCCUUGGUUCCUCCUCCCUGCUGCACACCAGCUGCCUGCCGCCAGAGGUCUCCUCGCUGGCGCAGUGGCCUGAGACCUCCCCACUUCCCUCUCUGUUCCCACCCUGGACUUUCUGGCCCUCUCCCGGGCUAAUCGGUGCUUCCAUCCAACUGUCAGGCUGGUGGCAGUAGCCGCCUGUCCCAGUGCUUUGCCCUCCCCUGCCACCCCUCCUCUUGGCCACCUGCAGCACCCACCAGCUGCCCCCUGGUCCCUGCAGUCUGCGGCCUCUUCACUCACUGGCCCCAAAGGCUGACCUGACCGUCUUCGCAUGCGUGCACGCACGCGCACACACCCAUGACCAGCAAUACCCGCUGGUUCCAGCUGCCCGGUAGCUGGUGUCCAGCCGUGGUGUCCCCAAAGCGGGCACUGUCGUCAGGCAGGGACGUUGUGAGUGUGGCUUCAGCUCAGAUGGCCAGGUACUCAGCCCUGGUCUGCCACACCACAAAGAGCAGGGGGGAGAGGUGUCACAUAGACAUCCUGAGCCCAGACAAAGUCGCCGUGUCACCAACCCCGACUCCCUGAGACCCUGUAUAACCACCUACCCAGAACUACCCCACCCAGAGUGCGGUGGUGAAGAGGGCAGAGGGACACCGGGGCAGUGACUGUACCUCAGACGGGGGCGUGGGCCCCAUCACACAUUGUCUUCCAUUCCCAGGG